AUGGUCCAGGUCCUCCUGGGGCUUAUAGGCCAGAAGUGGCUGAGAGACCAGUGGAAGGAUGAAAAGGAUACAAUGUCAUAUGAGUUAAUCAGGGGAGAACAGGGCAGUGUGGAGGGACAACAUAAGCCCCCAAUGGUCAUUGGUGGACAGCUUCCUCCUGGCUCCUGCUUCUGGGUGGCUGAGUCUGCAAAGAAGGUGGUGGGCACAGUGGGAGCUUUGCACGUUGACAAUCCUACCUUGCAGGAGAAGUGGCUGAAGCUGUUGCGCCUGGUUGUGGCCUCUGAGCACCGUAAUCAGGGCAUAGCAAAAGCCCUGGUCAGGACUGUGCUCCAGUUUGCCCGUGACCAGGGCUACAGUGCAGUUGUCCUGGACACCACCAACAUCCAGCAGUCUGCCAUGGCCCUCUACCAGGGCAUGGGCUUCAAGAAGGUGGGCCAGUCCUUUUCCAGUAUGAGUGCGAGGCUAGUGGAUCUUCAUGAAAUUUAUUUCAUCUGCCACCUGCCUUCUGCUUAGGCAGAUCUCUUUCCUUUUAUGUUAGCCAGGACGCAAUCUUCAGUGCUGUAGUAAUAAGCAAGCACUGACCUUUCAGUACUGACACAAUAAAAGCUCAUUGGUCAUUCGCAUCCAAGUCCCACGUGUCUGGAGGUGAGGUGGCAUAUGGGGUAAUGGUUCAUUCACUCUUUUUGGGUCACCACUGUUUUGUUUUCUAGUGUCAUGAUAGUGUUGCAUAGGAAAAUACCAGAAGACAAUGAUAAACAUUGCUUUAACUAGUAAUGUUAAAGUUUAUUUUAAUAGUAACAUUGCUUUAACAUUGCUUUAACGUGAGCCUAUGGACCAGCAAUAUGGGUUGGGCUUGGCUGGGCAGCUCCUCUGGUCUCAGAUGGCUGAGCAAACCCUAUGGUAACCCCAUG
Molecule: messenger RNA, 911 nt
Organism: Otolemur garnettii (small-eared galago)
Lineage: Eukaryota; Metazoa; Chordata; Mammalia; Primates; Galagidae
Product: putative N-acetyltransferase 8B
Exons: 2
Coding region: 1-513 (170 amino acids)
Molecular function (GO): N-acetyltransferase activity
Source: RefSeq, a predicted model, not a curated record